UCUUCUGCCCUCAGGCCAAUCCGCAAACAUGUCCGCACGUGUCUACUUGCUUGUCCUGGUGUCCUCGGUGUGCCUCUUGGCGGCCGCCGACGAUCCCUACGGGGUGCCCAUCCCCAUCCUGAAGGACGACCGGACGCAGGACGCCUACGGAGGCUACACCUUCGACUUCGAGUCCGGCAACGGCAUCGUCCGACAGGAGUCCGGGAAGGAGAGCGACGGACAGGCGAAGGAGGGAGGCUGGAGGUACAUCUCCCCCGAGGGCGUCCCCGUCGAGAUCGUCUUCGUGGCCGACCAGGGGGGGUUCCAGCCCCAGGGGGCGGUCAUCCCCGUGGCCCCCCCGCUCCCCUACCAGAGAUCCGGCAAUUAACAACCCAACAAGCACGGUAGCGAAUGUAGGGUAAACGAUCAAAAAAGAAAAUAAUCAAGAAUGAAAAUGGAAACGAGGAAUCCUAAAUUCUAAACCGAUUUUGAUGUCACCGCCUGAAGAGGUUCCAGGUUCUACUCGAAACGGUGCUGAUUGAUUUACUUUUUUAAUCAUAUUUUUCCUUUAUUUUGGCAGCAUUUUCUUUCUUUCAACUCUACAUUCAAUCUAUUCCGAAACUGCUGAACAAAAAUCCUAGCGCCUCAGCCAAAUACUUUUUAUGCCCAAUAUCGGGAAACGUUAUUCUUAAUUUCCGCAACUCAAUAUUUUCACUUUGGUUGCCAUAAUUAAGAAUAAUUUGCACAAGAACAGUCACUAACGCUUUAUUCGUUGCAUUUCCACCGCCUAAAAUGCUUGAUUUUGCUAAAUUUAUCUAUUCCUUUCUUUUUACUCUUGAUUAUCAGUUCUAGUCAGUGUCUGCUUGCGUCCUCUGCACGCCCGCUUUCCUUUGCUUGUGCUGCCUCGCCAUGAUUUUCCUUACCUUUCUGAAAGGAUCAUUUGAGCCUAUUUUGAGGUUAUUCCGAGAAAUAUUUUUUGUUUAACUUGUUGUAUGUGAUGUUACUCUUUUGUGAAGGAGCAAAUUCGAAAUUGGAAUUGCAAUCGUUGUCAUAUAAAUAAAUUGUUCUAUCCGAAAA
This is a messenger RNA of Penaeus chinensis, 1056 nucleotides long. RefSeq names its product endocuticle structural glycoprotein SgAbd-8-like. The transcript has 3 exons. Gene Ontology annotation, molecular function: structural constituent of chitin-based larval cuticle. Gene Ontology annotation, cellular component: chitin-based extracellular matrix. Lineage: Eukaryota; Metazoa; Arthropoda; Malacostraca; Decapoda; Penaeidae. The coding region runs from base 29 to 367 and encodes 112 amino acids. The record is from RefSeq and is a predicted model, not a curated record.